AUGUUGGAGUUUGGCGGCCAGGAGUCGAAAGGAUUUAUGUACGCGGAGGCGGAUGGUCACACGGGCUGGCGCCGUCAGCCGCUCGUGAACUCGUCUCGACAGCGGACCAUCGGUUCCCUGGGGAAACUGUUUUUGGAAGAUAUUUCUUUUCAUAUUUUCUGCUUUCUCAAAUUCGUUGUCGCUUUUCCGCUCGUCUAG
This is a messenger RNA of Penicillium argentinense, 198 nucleotides long. RefSeq lists its product as uncharacterized. The coding region runs from base 1 to 198 and encodes 65 amino acids. The transcript has 2 exons. The record is from RefSeq and is a predicted model, not a curated record. Lineage: Eukaryota; Fungi; Ascomycota; Eurotiomycetes; Eurotiales; Aspergillaceae.